Messenger RNA from Leptonychotes weddellii (Weddell seal), 933 nucleotides. Lineage: Eukaryota; Metazoa; Chordata; Mammalia; Carnivora; Phocidae. The record is from RefSeq and is a predicted model, not a curated record.
GGCGAGGCGGGCCCGCGAUACAGCAAGGAGAAAAGGGACGCCAUCUCGCUGGCCAUCAAGGACAUCAAAGAGGCCAUCGAGGAGGUGAAAACCAGGACCAUCCGUUCGCCUUACACCCCCGACGAGCCCAAAGAGCCUAUCUGGGUCAUGCGCCAGGACAUUAGCCCCACGAGGGAUUGUGACGACCAGAGGCCGGUGGAUGGAGAUCAGAUGGCCCAGAAAUUAGCCAAAAGCAGAAAGAAGGCUCCUGAAGGUGAAUCUCAGCCAAUGACCGAGGUGGAUCUCUUCAUUUCGACCCAGAGAAUCAAAGUACUGAACGCCGACACACAGGAGACGAUGAUGGACCACCCUCUGAGGACCAUCUCCUAUAUAGCAGACAUCGGGAACAUUGUCGUGCUGAUGGCCCGCAGGCGGAUGCCCCGUUCCAACUCCCAGGAGAACGUGGAAGCCUCCCACCCAUCCCAGGAUGGAAAAAGGCAGUACAAGAUGAUCUGCCACGUCUUUGAGUCUGAGGAUGCCCAGCUGAUCGCACAGUCCAUUGGGCAGGCAUUCAGCGUGGCGUACCAGGAAUUCCUCAGGGCCAAUGGGAUCAACCCUGAAGAUCUCAGCCAGAAGGAGUAUAGUGACCUGCUCAACACCCAGGACAUGUACAACGAUGACCUGAUCCACUUCUCCAAGUCGGAAAACUGCAAAGAUGUCUUCAUAGAGAAGCAGAAAGGAGAAAUCCUAGGUGUGGUGAUUGUGGAGUCUGGCUGGGGGUCCAUCUUGCCAACCGUGAUCAUAGCCAACAUGAUGCACGGAGGGCCCGCCGAGAAAUCAGGGAAGCUGAACAUCGGGGACCAGAUCAUGUCCAUAAACGGCACCAGCCUGGUGGGCUUGCCUCUGUCCACCUGCCAGAGCAUCAUUAAGGUACCUGGAAGUGGGAGAAGAUGA